AUGGCUUACGAAAAAGGUUCCGAAAAGAAAGGUGCUACUCUGUUCAAAACCAGAUGUCUACAAUGUCACACCGUUGAGGAAGGUGGUCCAAACAAGGUUGGUCCAAAUUUGCACGGUAUCUUCGGUAGACACUCUGGUCAAGCUCCAGGUUUCUCCUACACCGAUGCAAACAUCAAGAAAAAUGUCUUAUGGGAUGAGAAUAACAUGUCUGAAUACUUAACUAAUCCAAAGAAAUACAUUCCAGGUACAAAGAUGGCUUUCGGUGGUUUGAAGAAGGAAAAGGACAGAAACGAUUUAAUCACUUACUUAGUUAAGGCAACUAAAUAG
Messenger RNA from Tetrapisispora phaffii CBS 4417, 327 nucleotides. RefSeq names its product cytochrome c isoform 2 (gene CYC7). The record is from RefSeq and is a predicted model, not a curated record. The transcript has a single exon. Gene Ontology annotation, molecular function: heme binding; electron transfer activity. The coding region runs from base 1 to 327 and encodes 108 amino acids. Gene Ontology annotation, biological process: mitochondrial electron transport, ubiquinol to cytochrome c; mitochondrial electron transport, cytochrome c to oxygen. Lineage: Eukaryota; Fungi; Ascomycota; Saccharomycetes; Saccharomycetales; Saccharomycetaceae. Gene Ontology annotation, cellular component: mitochondrial intermembrane space.